AUGGUGAAAGAAGACCGUUCAACAUGGAAAGCCAAAUAUACAAUGCGUUUAGCGCAAUAUUUGGAUGAAUAUCCGAAAGUAUUUGUUGUUGGUGCUGAUAAUGUUGGCUCUCGUCAAAUGCAGAAAAUCCGUGUCUCUCUUCGCGGUCACGCUGUGAUUAUGAUGGGAAAGAAUACCAUGAUGCGCAAGACCAUUCGUGGACAAAUAUCGAAGAACAGCAAUUUAGAAAAAAUAUUACCACAUGUUUACGAAAAUGUUGGUUUCGUCUUUACCAAAGAAGAUCUAGGCUUAAUUCGCGAUAAACUUUUGGAAAAUAAGGUUGCUGCUCCAGCCCGCGCUGGUGCUAUUGCACCUGUUGAUGUCACUAUCCCGGCUCAAGUAACAAACUUAGGUCCAGAAAAAACCAGUUUUUUUCAAGCUCUUCAAAUUCCAACUAAAAUCACACGUGGUACUAUUGAAAUCAUUAAUGAUGUUCACUUAAUCAAAAUUGGUGAGAAAGUUGGUCCAAGUGAAGCAACAUUACUUAACAUGUUGAACAUUUCACCAUUUAGUUAUGGUUUGAUUAUUCGUCAAGUCUAUGACUCGGGCUCAUGCUUCGAACCGACAAUUCUCGAUAUCAAGCCAGCUGACUUACGUGCCAAAUUCUCGCAAGGUAUUCAACGUCUAGCAGCUUUUUCAUUGGGCAUCAAUUAUCCAAAUCAAGCAUCAGCACCACAUCUCGUACUUGGUGGAUUCAAACGUUUAUUAGCAUUAGCUGCUAAUAGUGAUGUCGAAUUCGACCAAGCAAAAACCUUAAAAGAAUACUUAAAAGAUCCAUCGAAAUUCGCUGCUGUCGCAGCACCAGCCAGUGCACCUGCUGCAGGAACUGCCGGCGGUAGCAAACCAGCCGCCGCUGCUCCUGCAGCCAAACCAGCCGAACCAGAAUCGGAUGAUGAAGAUAUGGGUGGUCUCGAUAUAUUUGGUUAA
Adineta ricciae is the source of this 966-nucleotide messenger RNA. The record is from the annotation of a GenBank genome assembly. NCBI's taxonomy places the organism in Eukaryota, Metazoa, Rotifera, Eurotatoria, Adinetida, Adinetidae.